Molecule: messenger RNA, 2309 nt
Organism: Cercocebus atys (sooty mangabey)
Lineage: Eukaryota; Metazoa; Chordata; Mammalia; Primates; Cercopithecidae
Gene: HADHB
Product: hydroxyacyl-CoA dehydrogenase/3-ketoacyl-CoA thiolase/enoyl-CoA hydratase (trifunctional protein), beta subunit
Exons: 16
Coding region: 139-1803 (554 amino acids)
Biological process (GO): fatty acid beta-oxidation
Molecular function (GO): acyltransferase activity, transferring groups other than amino-acyl groups
Source: RefSeq, a predicted model, not a curated record
AAGAAAGGCCGUGCCCGCCCGCGGGGUGAGGGGUCCUUUCAGGGCAGGACCCGCCCCUUGGUCCGGCAGAGCUUUGGUACUAGGGCCUGGACCUUUCUCUGAGUAGGAGUUCGAGCGGACGUCAGCCAAGAUUCCAGAAUGACUACCAUCUUGACUUACCCUUUUAAAAAACUUCCCACUACAUCAAAAUGGGCCCUCAGAUUUGCCAUAAGACCUCUGAGCUGUUCCUCCCAGCUACGAGCUGCCCCAGCUGUCCAGACCAAAACGAAGAAGACGUUAGCCAAACCCAAUAUAAGGAACGUUGUGUUGGUGGAUGGUGUUCGCACUCCAUUUUUGCUGUCCGGCACUUCAUAUAAAGACCUGAUGCCACAUGAUUUGGCUAGAGCAGCACUUACGGGUUUGUUGCAUCGGACCAGUGUCCCUAAGGAAGUAGUUGAUUAUAUCAUCUUUGGCACAGUUAUUCAGGAAGUGAAAACAAGCAAUGUGGCUAGAGAGGCUGCCCUUGGAGCUGGCUUCUCUGACAAGACUCCUGCUCACACUGUCACCAUGGCUUGUAUCUCUGCCAACCAAGCCAUGACCACAGGCGUUGGCUUGAUUGCUUCUGGCCACUGUGAUGUGAUCGUGGCAGGUGGUGUUGAGUUGAUGUCCGAUAUCCCUAUUCGUCACUCAAGGAAAAUGAGAAAACUGAUGCUUGAUCUCAAUAAGGCCAAAUCUAUGGGCCAGCGACUGUCUUUAAUCUCUAAAUUCCGAUUGAAUUUCCUAGCACCUGAGCUUCCUGCGGUUGCUGAGUUCUCCACCAGUGAGACCAUGGGCCACUCUGCAGACCGACUGGCUGCCGCCUUUGCUGUUUCUCGGCUGGAACAGGAUGAAUACGCACUGCGCUCUCACAGUCUGGCCAAGAAGGCACAGGAUGAGGGACUCCUUUCUGAUGUCGUACCCUUCAGAGUACCAGGAAAAGAUACAGUUACCAAAGAUAAUGGCAUUCGUCCUUCCUCACUGGAGCAGAUGGCCAAACUAAAACCUGCAUUCAUCAAGCCCUACGGCACAGUGACAGCUGCAAAUUCUUCUUUCUUGGUAACUGUCAAUGCUAUUUGUGGUGAAGAGCUGGUUAGGUUGGUCAUUUGCAAAACCAAAUUGGAUGAUAGAGCCAUGUGGCAUGGAGUACACAUGUCAGAUCUGCAUCCUUUUGAUUACUUCCAGGGUAUGCUAAAGGUCCAGGUUUAUUUAACUGAUGGGCGCAUCUGCAUGUUGGAUUAUUGCAGAGGAAAAGGCUUUGGCAUCUGGGUUAUAAGCGAAGGAUAUUUUUUGAUGGUAAAGGAAAUGUUCAAGACGAAUCAUUCUCUGAUUUCUUUAUAUUACCAGAGCUUAACCUCUCUAUUUUUUUACCUAGGGAUUUUAUGUAUGUGGUCUCAGGAUCCAAAAGAUCAACUGUUACUGGGGCCAACAUAUGCUACUCCAAAAGUUCUAGAAAAGGCAGGAUUAACCAUGAAUGAUAUUGAUGCUUUUGAAUUUCAUGAAGCUUUCUCGGGUCAGAUUUUGGCAAAUUUUAAAGCCAUGGAUUCUGAUUGGUUUGCAGAAAACUACAUGGGUAGAAAAACCAAGGUUGGAUUGCCUCCUUUGGAGAAGUUUAAUAACUGGGGUGGAUCUCUGUCCCUGGGACACCCAUUUGGAGCCACUGGCUGCAGGUUGGUCAUGGCAGCUGCCAACAGAUUACGGAAAGAAGGAGGCCAGUAUGGCUUAGUGGCUGCCUGCGCAGCUGGAGGGCAGGGCCAUGCUAUGAUAGUGGAAGCUUAUCCAAAAUAAUAGAUGCAGAAGAAGUGACCUGAAGUUUCUGUGCAACACUCACACUAGGCAAUGCCAUUUCAAUGCAUUACUAAAUGACAUUUAUAGUUCCUAGCUCCUCUUAGGAAAACAAUUCUUGUGGCCUUCUGUUAAAUUGCACUUAAGCUUUGCCAGUGUUCUGAGCUUUUCAAUAAUCAGUUUACUGCUCUUUCAGGGAUUUCUAAGCCACCAGAAUCUCACACACAGAUGUGUGGGGGGUUGUUUUUGGUCUCUAUUGUCACUAAAGACUAAAUGAGUAUUUGCAGUUGGGAAAGAGGUCAGCUGAGAUUUGGAAGUCAUCUUUGUAAUAUUUGCAAAUUAUACUUGUUCUUAUCUGUGUCCUAAAGAUAAGUGUUCUCUAUAAAAUACAAACCAAUGUGCCUAAUUGUGGAAAAAUAAUUCAGAAUCUAAACACCACUGAAAACUUAUAAAAAAUGUUUAGAUACAUAAAUAUGGUGGUCAACUUAAUAAAGUGGAGAAAUACUGGA